GCGGGCGCUGAGCGACGGCCGGGGCCGAGGCCGCGCAGCGGGCGGCGGGCUGCGGGCUGCGGCGGGGCGCAGCCGCCUGCCUGGCAGCAUGUCGGGCUCGCGCUGCCAGACGCUGUACCCCUUCUCCGGGGAGCGGCACCGGCAAGGGCUCCGCUUCGCCGCGGGGGAGCUGAUCACGGUGCUGCAGGUGCCGGACGGCGGCUGGUGGGAAGGGCAGAAAGAGGACGGGCUGCGCGGCUGGUUCCCGGCCAGCUACGUGCAGCUCCUGGAGAAACCCAGAAAGGCAACCACUCAGCCAGGAGAAGAUACCUUGAAUGGCCAUCUUCCCCCAGGCUGGCAGAGCUAUAUGUCUCCCCAGGGCCGCAGGUACUAUGUGAACACCUUCACAAAUGAGACAACCUGGGAGCGGCCGAGCAGCAUGCCUGGGACUCCAAAGAGCCCUGUGACACAGAAGAGUCCUGCAGUGAAUGGCUACCACAUUUCUGGGACGCCAGUACACCAACUAGACUCUGGUCAUACGAGCCUCCGGAAAGCCAGUGGAGACCCCCAGACCCCAGGCUCCCCGGCGGCGCCGCGGAGGCAGAGCAAGGAAAGCAGCCUGACGAUAAACUGUGUGACUUUCCCCCACCCUGAUGUAAUGCCAGAGCAGCAGUUGCUGAAACCUUCCGAGUGGAGCUACUGUGAUUAUUUCUGGGCUGAUAAGAAGGAUUCACAAGGGAACAAUACAGUGUCGGGAUUUGAAAUUCUUCUUCAAAAACAACUUAAAGGGAAACAAACACAGAAAGAAAUGGCAGAGUUUGUUCGAGAAAGGAUAAAGAUUGAGGAGGAAUAUGCUAAAAAUCUGUCCAAACUGUCUCAGAAUUCCUUGGCUGCUCAGGAAGAAGGCACGCUGGGAGAGGCUUGGGCUCAGCUAAAGAAGAGUCUUGCUGAUGAAGCAGAGGUUCAUCUCAAGUUUUCUUCUAAGCUUCAGAGUGAGGUAGAGAAACCCCUGCUCAACUUCAGAGAGAACUUUAAGAAAGACAUGAAGAAGUGUGACCACCAUAUUGCAGACCUACGGAAGCAACUGGCCAGUCGCUAUGCAGCAGUUGAAAAGGCCCGGAAGGCCUUGACAGAGAGACAGAAGGAUCUGGAAGCGAAAACACAGCAGCUGGAGGUGAAGCUCAGCAACAAGACAGAAGAGGAAAUUAAAAAGGCAAGGCGGAAGUCCACUCAGGCAGGAGAUGAUCUGAUGCGUUGUGUGGAUCUUUAUAAUCAAGCACAGUCCAAGUGGUUUGAGGAAAUGGUGACCACAACUCUGGAGCUUGAGAGGCUAGAAGUUGAAAGGGUGGAGAUGAUUCGGCAGCAUCUUUGUCAGUAUACACAGCUGCGGCAUGAGACAGACAUGUUCAACCAAAGUACAGUAGAGCUCGUGGAUCAGUUGCUUCGGAAAGUGGAUCCUGCCAAAGACAGGGAACUGUGGGUAAAAGAACACAAAACUGGAGAUAUCCGACCUGUGGACAUGGAAAUAUAGACUGUUCUUAUAGUUGUAUGUGAUGAAUUAACCAGGCUAAUGUUUUUUUUAGGGGUCAGAAGAGCAUAUGGAAAAUGUUCUUCCACUACCAGACACCUUGUAAUUUAUGCCUGUACGGGCUAUCUCUGUUACAUUUAGUCAUUAAAAUGGUUUUCAUUGUGCUAACUAAGCCUUAAAUACCAAACAUUCCAAGGUGAAGGAAAUAGGUAUGCACUUCCCACCAAAGGUUCUCAAUUGCACGCAACUUCCAGAAGAAAUCUGCUUUCUGGUACAGAGAGAACUCUGUUCUUCAGUGACUUUGUGCUAUAUCCAUUGCAUGACUAUCGUAUAUAGUAUGUUAGAACAACAAUGCAGUGUCUCCUCUGGCCAGCAAGUGGGUAAAUGAACAUGGUGCAGGAGGCAAGGAAGCCCUAAUCAUGAACCCCAGGUCUGUUACUGACUGCUUUCAUGACCACAGGCAAGUCAAUUAACUUUCUGGCUCCCCCAUCUGUAAAACUUGCAUAUCUUGCAGCAACGUUGUGCAAAUACAUUUAUUUCAUAUAA
Messenger RNA from Oxyura jamaicensis (ruddy duck), 2053 nucleotides. RefSeq names its product growth arrest specific 7 (gene GAS7). The record is from RefSeq and is a predicted model, not a curated record. Gene Ontology annotation, biological process: actin filament polymerization; neuron projection morphogenesis. Gene Ontology annotation, molecular function: actin filament binding. Bases 89 to 1510 code for a protein of 473 amino acids. Gene Ontology annotation, cellular component: plasma membrane; cytoplasm; actin filament. The transcript has 14 exons. Lineage: Eukaryota; Metazoa; Chordata; Aves; Anseriformes; Anatidae.